Molecule: messenger RNA, 402 nt
Organism: Hyphopichia burtonii NRRL Y-1933
Lineage: Eukaryota; Fungi; Ascomycota; Pichiomycetes; Serinales; Debaryomycetaceae
Gene: RPL14
Product: 60S ribosomal protein eL14
Exons: 2
Coding region: 1-402 (133 amino acids)
Biological process (GO): ribosomal large subunit biogenesis; translation
Cellular component (GO): ribosome; cytosolic large ribosomal subunit
Molecular function (GO): RNA binding; structural constituent of ribosome
Source: RefSeq, a predicted model, not a curated record
AUGUCUUCAUACUCUACUGUUAAAGCUGCUAACUGGAGAUUCGUCGAAGUUGGUCGUGUUGUUUUAGUUAACAACAAAGACUUAGCUACCGUUGUUGAAAUCAUUGAUCAAAAAAGAGUUUUAAUUGAUGGUCCAAAAAUCCAAAGACAAAACAUCCAAUUAGGUAAAGUUGUCUUAACCCCAAUUGUCUUACCAAACUUACCAAGAGGUGCCAGAACUGCCACCGUUACCAAAAAAUGGGCUGCUGCUGAAGUUGAUGCUAAAUGGUCUAAAACCGCUUGGUCCAAGAAAUUAGAUCAAAAACAAAAGAGAGCUCAAUUAACUGAUUUCGAAAGAUUCCAAGUUUUAGUCUUAAAGAAACAAAGAAGAUAUGCUGUUAAAAAAGCUGUCGCUAAAGCUUAA